Messenger RNA from Pseudogymnoascus verrucosus, 504 nucleotides. RefSeq lists its product as uncharacterized. Lineage: Eukaryota; Fungi; Ascomycota; Leotiomycetes; Thelebolales; Thelebolaceae. The record is from RefSeq and is a predicted model, not a curated record. Gene Ontology annotation, molecular function: structural constituent of ribosome. The transcript has 4 exons. Gene Ontology annotation, cellular component: cytosolic large ribosomal subunit; ribosome. Bases 17 to 424 code for a protein of 135 amino acids. Gene Ontology annotation, biological process: translation.
CCAAACGAAAGCCGACAUGAAGUUCCUCAAGGUUGGCCGUGUUGCCAUCAUCACCCGGGGCAGAUUUGCCGGAAAGAAGGUUGUGAUCAUCCAACCCCAGGAUUCCGGCAACAAGUCGCACCCAUACCCUCACGCACUGGUCGCCGGUAUUGAGCGCUACCCGUCUCAGAUCACCCGCCGCAUGUCCAAGGCCCGCCAGACCAAGCGCUCCAAGGUCAAGCCUUUCAUCAAGGUCAUCAACUACAACCACUUGAUGCCAACACGCUACACGCUCGAGCUGGAGGGACUCAAGGGUGUUGUCACUGCCGAUACCUUCAAGGAGGUUUCGCAGCGUGAGGAGGCAAAGAAGACUGUCAAGAAGGCACUGGAGGAGCGUUAUACCUCGGGCAAGAACAGAUGGUUCUUCACUCCUCUCAGAUUUUGAACGGUUUAUUGUCGGUUGGGGUUCGGCAUGGGGUUCGCAUAGCAUUUCUGUCCGGAAUACGGGCUAAGGAUUGUUGCAUU